Messenger RNA from Numida meleagris (helmeted guineafowl), 10484 nucleotides. It is a transcript of the gene GPR174, whose product is annotated as G protein-coupled receptor 174. NCBI's taxonomy places the organism in Eukaryota, Metazoa, Chordata, Aves, Galliformes, Numididae. The coding region runs from base 650 to 1699 and encodes 349 amino acids. The record is from RefSeq and is a predicted model, not a curated record. Gene Ontology annotation, molecular function: G protein-coupled receptor activity. The transcript is spliced from 2 exons. Gene Ontology annotation, biological process: positive regulation of Rho protein signal transduction; phospholipase C-activating G protein-coupled receptor signaling pathway. Gene Ontology annotation, cellular component: membrane.
ACAAACAAACAAACAAAAAACCAAAAAAAACAAGAAACAACCAAACCAGCACGCUGGGCUCUGCCCUGACACCACGAGCAGCAGCGAGGCGAUCCCCACGGGGAGGGCCCCGCGCCGGCGCAGCCUGCACGCCCGCAGCAGCGGUUGCACUUUUGCUUUGAGCGCCGAGAGCGGUGGGAGCACAGCCGGGCACCGCGGCUCUGCCAAGCUGCAUCGAAGGAGGGUCCGCAGUGUCACCCAGAGUGGGUGCAGACUGGCGCUGGGCUGCCCACUGCUCCAGCCGGUGACGAUGCGUUUCCGCAUGGGAUCGCGCCCCGACCAGCACCGCCAGCAGCUGCACUGACAUCGGGCAGCUUCUGAGAACACAGCAGCACAGCUCGGACCAAUGCACAAAGCUCCCGGCCAAGGGCAUGGGGUGGUCAGGUCUCCGAGCCUCACACACCAACACCAUUGCUGGAGGGCCUUAAACCUUCUGAUUUCAGCCUCAGGUCAACCUUGUGAGGAUGACGUUACGGCGUUGGAGCAUCGAUCCCACACACCCGCACGGCCACAGCAGUAAAAUUCAUGAAGAGCAAAAGCGGAUGGUGCCUGGAAGGUGGGGAAGCAAAGCUUUGGGGCAGGGGCAGCACUGAGCUCACAGCCCCCCAAGAUGCACUGCGACACUGAGGCCAUGGAGAACAACUCCAUUUGCUGCAACGUCACCGACCUCAGGCGCUACUACGCCGUCAUGUACGCAUUCAUCCUCAUCCCUGGACUCAUAGGAAACGUGUUGGCUUUGUGGGUUUUCUAUGGCUACAUGAAAGAGACGAAAAGGGCCGUGAUAUUUAUGAUUAACUUGGCCAUCGCCGACCUACUGCAGAUUUUAUCCUUACCCCUGAGGAUCUUCUACUACUUGACCAAGACGUGGGAAUUUGGAGGAGGCCUCUGCAUGCUCUGCUUCUACCUGAAGUACGUCAACAUGUACGCCAGCAUCUACUUCUUGGUGUGCAUCAGCGUCCGCCGCUUCUUGUUCCUGAUGUACCCCUUCCGAUUCAGCGACUGCAAGCGCGUCUGCGACGUGUACAUCAGCAUCGCGGGCUGGGUGGUGGUGUGCAUCGGCUGCCUGCCCUUCCCCCUGCUGAGGCUCACGCAGAACACCACCUCGUGCUUCACCGACCUGCCCGUGCAGGAGGUGGACCUCCCGACCUCCGUCAUCAUGAUGACCAUCGGGGAGCUGGUGGGGUUCGUGACCCCCCUGCUGAUCAUCCUGUACUGCUCCUGGAAGACGGCCUUGUCGCUGAAGGAAAGGAAUUCUGCUUCACCCGACCUCGGCGAGAAAAAAAAGGCUCUGAAGAUGAUUCUCACCUGCGCUCUGGUGUUUCUGAUUUGCUUCGCGCCUUACCACAUCAGCUUCCCCCUGGAUUUCUUCGUCAAAACCAAAAAGAUUAAGAACUGCUGCAUCCAGAAGGUGAUCUCGGUGUUCCACGCUGUGGCCCUGUGUCUCGCCAGCCUCAACUCCUGCGUGGACCCAGUCCUCUACUACUUCACCACGGACGAGUUCCGCAGGCGGCUGUCCCGGCAAGAGCUGCAGGACAGUGCCCCGCUGCACGGCUACAGCCAGCAGCACACGCAGGACACGCUGCAGGACAACGUCCCUCUGCACGAUCCUGGCCAGCAGCAAGCCCAGGACACGCUGCAGGACAAGCCCACUGACUGCUAGCACAGGGCUGCCCGUGCCCCUGGUUUUGGGGUUUGGCCACCGGUUUCAGGGAGGAUUUGAGCUUUAAGAAAAAAAAGAAAAACUUGAAAAAUCCCAUUGUGCUUGAAUAUUUUGGCUGAAGGUUUUCCCUGUAUAAAUAACCCUGUGUAGUUCCCCAUUCCUGAGCUGGGCAGCCAGGAGCAGGACACAGAGCUGUGCCCGCUGUCACCUGGCCACGUCAUGGUCACAUCAGCACCACGCAAUGGGCAGCAGAGAUUUGGGGGGCUCCCUAUGCAGAAUUUGGUCCUAAAAGGGAGUGUAUGGGCCAGUGGUGUAUUCUCCUGAAGCAAAAGACCAUGGAGCAAUGCAACUCAUUUCCAUAGGGUGCCCAGUGCCCACCUCGUGCCAUGCUGACCACAUCCUGGAGCCUAACGGACUCGCUGUGCCAACAGCCAACCAGGCAUCACUUCUGGGGGUGCACCAGAUGACAGUUCCCCAAAUCACAAUGUCACUCGAGUGCCCAGACACUAUUUUUCUACCCUCGUUUUUUUCUACCAUCAGUUAUUUCUGUGCCAUCGCUUAUUUAUUUUUCUACCUCUGGUUUAUUUCUGGAUCAGGGUAAGAAGCAGCAGAACACCACCAGCAAAGCCCAAAGCCCUCUUUUGCUGCCUGAGAUAAGCUUUAAGCAUAGGUUCCUGCUUUGAGGGUAUUCAUUCAGGCUCCAGUGAGCCUCUGGGGCCCCUUUUUUCCCCACGAAUGGGACAAGUGGCUCUGAACCACCCGUCUGCCACUGCACUACCAUCAGCACGGCACUGAGUUUGGGAUCCAGCCCCUGCAAUAUUUGAGCAACUUCCUGUAAUCUUACAAAGGCCAACUCAUGAAGCUCAGGCCCGUCACCCCCAGCUUGGCUGAGAUGCUGUCAGAGGAACCAAAGCUGUCUGAAGCUGAAAGCAAUAGGAACCCCCUCUUUGCUGAGCCCAGGAGCCGUAUAACAGGCUCAGAGAGACUUCUAAAGAAAUAUUCAAGGGUGGGAGGAUUUCUAAUGGCCAUUUCUUUCAACACCAAGCAACAGCAGCUUUGUGCUCAACUGAGAUUUCGUUUGCACCUUCUUGUAAAAUUGUCACGGGGACAUUUGAAAAGUUACAUUUUUGAAGUGCAAAAAUACUGUGAUGAUAUUAAGACUUUAUUUAAUGCUGACGCUGUUUUAUAGGUUUAACUUAUGAAAGCAAACAUGUUGUAGAAAAAUGAUGUGAAUCCCAUUUCUUUGUUGUUCUAAAACCCUUCCAUUCAAUAAAAGAGAAGCCACUGCCAGCCUACGUGCUUGCAUUCACCACGAAUUCACAGAGACCAGCAGCACGCUGUAAUUUGUCCAUGGCAAUAAAAACAACUAUUUAUUUCCCGGUAUCGACUUGCACUCCCUGCAGCACAUAGGAAACACUUCCCUUUUUCCCAGCUUCCAGCGCAGUCCUUGUCCUGCUCUCACCCCAGCACACACCACCAGCUCCCAUGGCAGGGCAGCACCUGCAGCACUGAUGCCUCACGUGCACCUGCAGAAACCCAGCUGGGUACACAGAGCAUCCCCCAGAGGAGCCAGAAACAUCAGACACGCUUCACUGCAGCAUUCGUAUUUUAAGAUAAUGCGGAUUUUAAGCUUUUUCUCCAUCUUAUGAAUACCUAUGCAUUUCAAGCAGCCCCAAGUGGGGCUCUUGCCCUUCGUUCAUCAGGCUGCGAUUGGACUGCUCCCAUUGCAGGAUGGGAAUGAAGUCCCCAUUACCAGAAGGGACAAGCCCCCGACCCACACUGGCCGACAUCACCAGCCCCGGACGCGUGGGAUGCAGGAGAUGGGUGUCAGAAGUUCAGAAAUAGAUGAGAAAAACUCACUGUGCUUUGGUUUUCCCACCUAGGAAAUACCGUAGGUGGGACAGCAGCCGCUCCCCCGCUGCCGGAGCGGUGCGGGUUAUUCAUAUUGGCACCAACGGUCUCUUCAUACAGGAAGUGCUGUGACGGCCCUGGAGCUCGUGUGAGCCGGGUUCGGGGCUGUGCGGCCCCAGCAGUGCUCUCUGCCAUAGAAUCACAGAGUUAUUAAGACCAGAAAAGCCCUCUCAGAUCCCCACUCCCACCCCUGAAGGAGUUUGACUCGCGGGGACGCGCAGCUCCAGCCGCAGUCGAGCUGAAGUUUGCUCCCACGGGGUCAGCUCUGCUCCUGCUUCCCCACGCUUUAUUUAUUCCGAUGGUUGCACAACGUUUAUUUUCAACUUUGAAGCUUUCACCAUCGCCCUAAAACACUCCAACCCUCAGAGGAACAACAAGUUCUGAUCUUAUCUAAAAGCCAUUUUAAUUAAAAAAAUAAAAAAGUCCAAAUCAAGCAUUUUACCCGACCUCGCUCUAACACCCCGUUGCAGAAUGACACCCGUGCUCUCCCUGGUGCUGCACAGCAUCUGCUCCCAGCAGCUGGGGAGGUUGCAUCCCAGCUCUUCUUGGGGCAAUAGCACAGAACCAAGGAAAAACAGGUUAUGUGGGCACUCAGAGCUGCUCAGAAGCAGCACCAAGGUGGGUUCUGUUUUGGGAAACGUGGGACACGGGGGGCAGGGUUGGGCUGUGGGUUGCAGCAGGGCUCUCGUCUCAUAGCCCCAUUCCCACCCCCAUACAUCCCUUGCAUGCUGCCUGCCCCAGCUGUGGGAGGUUCCAUCACCGGAGCUGCCUCGCUUGGCUUCCUCUGCGUCAAGCAGCAGGGCAGAGGCACAGCAGGACACACACGGCAAGGCCUGAAGCUGCAGUGGCUGAAGGAAAUGGGGGAGCGUGCACCUGGGCUAUCAGUACUGUCAUCCUCCCCCCCACAGGGCAAUCCUCAGCCAGCAGGAGCUGCCCAGUCAGGAUGUAUCCAUCUGGUUAUUAAGGGCCAGAUCUAAAGUGGGACUGGGGUUCAAGCAACACACGAACCCUGCUGUCCUAAAACACAGGGAAAGGACAAAGCUGUCACUGCUCCUCCCUGUGAGUACGAGACAGGAAAUGGUUAAGAUUACUCCUUCAUCCAAGAGGGGAUUUGAAACCGUGCUAUGAAAAUGCCUUUGGCUAUUCUGUAUGAGGAUUCCACUCCCCCCAUCAAAGCAAUGGAGAAAAAGAAAAGCUGAGUAGCUGACGCAGGCAUGGCUUGUAGUGGUCGGUGCCCUCUGCUCGAAGGGGAAGGCACUUGUUCCUGCUGCAAGCUCUAUUUCUGUACCUGACGUCAAACCAACACUGGAUACAACCCAUGAACAUCACCAGCUGCUGGGAGGGGCAUGGAGGGUUUUGGUGGCAGGAGGCACACCCUGUGAAGGGAUCUCCAUCCUGCCCAUGGGCGUGGGGUGAUUGAGCAGUGCUACGAGGGAAGCCAGUUUGGCACCAUGCACAGAUGUCCCCAGAGCCUGUGCAGCCUCCAGUGCAUUUGGAUGUCAAAACAGUUCUCAAAAUAAAAUAAAAUCCUCAGUUGGGUCAAAGCUCACCCUCACACACAGAGGUCAGCACAAAGCUAAAGGGAGGGGAAAUGAAGCCUCUUGGAGGCUGCGUACCUCUACAGUUAGCAGCUGGUUGAGCAGUGGUUGUCAGGAUGACAAUUCUCAGUGCAGCUCUGAUGAGGUUUUCUUCUUCCCCACUGUCCCAAUCCCUUUUUCCCCCCCUAAGCCUAGAAUUCAGGAAAAAAAAAAACAAACCAGACAAACCAAACAGUAAACUUAGGAUGAACGUGAAAAACAUAACUGAUUGCCACACUGCAUUAAGAAACUGAAAACUCCUUCACUCUUCUGCAUACCCAUUUUCCCAGUGGGCUCAGCUGUGAUACAAGAAGGACAUAUCUUGGCAGGGCUCAGGUCAGUGAAGGUCGUGGCUUUUACCAGCCAUACCAUACAGAUAUCUAUGGCCUUGUGCAAGCACCCAGUGACCAGCCUCACCUCCUUGCCUGCCCUUCCAGAUGUCCUAGUGAAAAAACUCUAUGUCAGACUCUCAAGCCCCCUGAAGAUCUGUCUCUGCUGACAAGGUUCUGUCAUCUGCUGGGAGCCCAUGCAUCAGCCCUGUGAUUCAGUGCCAUUAUCUCACACAAACCCCACUGUUACGUGACGUAGUCAAUAUUUAAAGAAAUGGUGAGUCCUUGUGGUCAGACAGAGGUCUGUGAGCUAAAGGGAAAGUUCCCAGGAGACCUACAUAAAACAGAAGCUAACAAUCACAUGGCUUUGGGCUUUGAGUUUAAGGAGAGGUUUCUUAUUUAAGCAAAUUAACACUAACCAUCAAAGCCUCACGUUCCACUCUGUUCCUGUUGGCUAGCAGACUAUCAGACCCAGGCACAGACUAUCAGACCCAUCAGAAGCCCACAGACACCUGCAGCACCCACUUCACCCCAAGUUUUCUCUCUGGGUUCGCUUGCCCCCAGGCUCUCCUAUCAAACACUCAGUGGCAUCUCUUUGGCUGCACCCUGGUUAUGUGGAAUCUCCAGCAGCACUCUCUGGCCUGGGACAGGGCCAUGCUCUCUCUGUAGGACCAAGGAAGGAUUUACACUCCACCUUGCCAUUUUUCAAAGAAAGCCACAUGCUGCAGAAGGUUCCUGGGAACACACUGACAGCAGGAUGGGUGGUGACCUUAGAAACACUACUAGAAAUGCUACCCAAUCUCUCAGAAGCAAGAGUCAAGCAGUUCUCUUUUACUGGUAAAAGGGAUGCGGGGCGGCUGGCACAGGGUCUGCAGGGAGCAGAGGAUCCCUCUGUGCCUUCUCCUGAGAGCCACGAGGCACAAUACUGAACUUGUGCCCAGAGAGGCAGGAGGUAAACCAGCAGAGCUGCCCUGGAUGGGGAAGCACGAUGGCAAACAGCCCUGCUGCUCAGUGAGCUAUGGGGCAGCCCCACAUCCCACAGGGGCACCUGUAGGCAACACACAGCCCCAAACCCACAUCAUGGGGCAGUGCCCGUUCUCCUGAAGCCAGACUCACCUCCCAGGGCACCCUGCCCAGUUCCCACAGAGCCAUCAGCUGGUUUGAGUGCCUGGAGGCUGGCACCAGCUCUGCCCUCAGCCUCCCCUCUGGUUUAUGCUCCUUGCUUCAAAGCUGGGCCGUGAUGGAGUCGGGCACUGUCUCUCUGCUCCCUGAGCAGGAUGCUCUGCUCUCAGCUCUUUUCCUCUUUCCUUUGGGGCACAACACUUUGCUCUAUCCAGACAAAAGCAAGCCAGGCACUUGCUUUCCUAUUCCAAGGUCACUUGCUCCUCAAGGCUCCAUACUGCAUACCUGGAAGAGUUUAAAAACCUUUGCCAAGAGACCAUUUAACACUGUCUGGAAACACCUUUUGUUUUUUUAAUCACAAUUUUCCCAUAACUUUCUUCUUUCUCUGAGCAGCCCCAGGACAUGUGUGUUGUAUUGGAGCGCAUUCAGGCAGCACUCAGCCCCUGCAUCAGUGCAGCCCAAGGCAAGAACAAAAAUCUGAUCUCUGCAAGACAAACCCUUGGUAGAAUUAACAAACAAGGACUACAGCCCAUCCAGAGGGGAAGGGAUGAAUGUAAAAGCAACACUGCAAGGCUGAGGUAUCAUGGCUUUGAAGAACACAUCCAUAUGGCCACGGCCAGCAUGACCUCUUCAACGUGUGAAAUUAGAGAAGAAAAUCAAACGAUUCUAGGAGAGAAAAGAGGAAAUUUUAUACUGGGAAACCAUCAAUUUCUUUAAGAAAUAAUGGAUACUGAGAGUCUAGGACAUGAGGACAUUCAGUGCUUCUGCAAAUAGGGUAUUUAUAGAAAAAUACAGAAGUGGUCGAAAUCUGGAUCCCCGUUCUCCCACACUCAAGGCACUCAGCCAGACACUUCGCUUUCCCUCCUCUCAGCAUCAGUGAGGUUGGGAGACACAGUGAGAGCGGGGCCCAGCAGGACACUGGGGGGUCAGUGAUGGGAAGAGGCAGUGCCUUCAGAGGGCCACCCCUGCUCCUCAGCUAUCCGCCCCAACCAGCUGAGGUGUGCAACUGUCAGAGGCAAUAAUACCAUUUUUAGAAGAGCCGAAAGAAUUCAUACAUCAAGGGAAGCAGCUUAUACUCCAGCACAGCACAUCAGAUGUACAAGAUAAGGAGAGGUGCUUUCAUUUCUCUUCAGACUGCGAACUUACGCAAAAAAAACCCAGCAGUUGCAGCUCAGAUCACAGCCACGGAAGCGCUCCUGCUUGCUUUGUGUGAAGGAGUCUGACUUCCUCUCCUACCGUAAGGCGAGCACAGAGCUCCAACAGCUGCUGGCCCGCGCUGGGUGAGGAGCCAUGGUGCGAGGACGGCAGCUCCUACAGAUCUCCAGUUUUCCUAAGCAUUAACUCAGCGGUAACGGCUUUCUAAGAACCUGGAGUGACAAAGAAGAUAGCACAGCCAAGUGCAGAGAAGGCAAAGUACUGAAUUAUUGGGCUUCAAAUGAAAUUGCUGAGUUACAACCAACAUUAGUGUCCCACCAAAAUAAAUAAGCACCGAAAACCCCAAGAAGCCAAACACAUCCCACCCAGCCCAAACGAGGCAUUUCUGAUCAUCAAAACACCUGUAAGUUCCUGAUGAACCCCACAGGCAGGCACUCUAAUUCCAGAAGAACAGUGCCUGGCUCUGCAACAGUGAGGAAUCAGGUUUCCAGGAAGGAAGUCCCUGUUCCAGAAUAAGGUGUCCACAUAUGGGCUUAACCUGGAGCAGCUUCAAGUGUCAGCAAGCCUUAAAAUGGAACAGCUCAGUAGAAGCUGAGCACUGCUACAACAAACACACACACACUGCUGCUAGCCACAGACAGAGUGAUUCUUAAAAAUUCACUCUCACGUUUGUUAAUGGAGCUCGGGAGUGGUGUCACUGUACAAAGAGACAGAAAAGAAGCUUAAGUAAACAAAAUAAUCGGAACUGUAAGAAAUAAUUGGAACUGUAAGAGAUAAUUUCCUCUGGAGGCGGAGCGCUAGACAGUGAGACUAAUUAUUCUCAAGACAGGAAAUACACCCAUUUGCACUGCCUCGGCAAUAUCAUCAAUAUAAACACAUAAUCAAGAAAUCAUUUUAAUGAAAUAGCGUGACUAAUUAUACAUACUUAAAAUCAUUUUGGUCAGAGCCUCAAAGCUACAAUCAGUGCAAGCGUUCGGGCACCGUGCCACAGCUGGCAGGCGAGCCAUCCCCCACGCUGCUCCAAAUGAGGACAGGCAGAGCAGCUUUAAUCCCUCCGAGCCUUACCUCCAGCAGGCUUCCCAGAGUCGUAAUUCAGCCACAUGGCAGCAGACAUCCCACUGCAGAGCCUCCAUGAGCUGUUCUGUACUCGCCGGGCCCUGUAAGCCUUCUCUUCCGCUCUAGGAUUUUUAGUUCAGGGCACGCUAGGAGAACGCGAGCUGAAAUGCAACAGAUCAGGCAUGUUUUUACUUUACUUUUACUUUAAGACCAUAACGUUUUCUUUCUCCCCAGCCUUUCUGAGUACUUCUGACAAGGCUGAGAAACAAAAUGAUCCAACUUAAAAAAAACUAAAGCUGUCAGCUGCCCCAUCGCUAAGAAGGGGGCAAUCCAAUUCGGCCCACCCUGUUGCAAGCAGAGCUGUAGGAACUGGGACAGAAUGAAUCCCAAGCAGAGGAGGAAGAUUUUGAAACACGAAAACAAACUUCCUCAGGGAAAUUCAGAGCUGAUUUCAGAGCUUGGAUACUGCUGCCAUUCACCGUGAAAUCUUCUGAGCACAUCUGUAUUUUUGCUGGUUUUUCCUGUGAUGCUGAGAACCUGAGAGGUCCACGGAAGUCAGUCCGGUCUUGCUGAAGUCCCAGCAGACUCCUCUUCUGGCCAUGUAUACAACAUGACUUUUGCAACAGCUGUGAGAUUUUUCACAUCCAUACUUGCAUGCUUGUGCUACAGCAGCCUGCGGUAUAGAGCUGAGCUUGUGGUGAAUAAUGAUUCACUUUUAGCCGAGCAACUCAUCACGUCUGAAGCUCUUGUACCAGGUUGAGGCCUCUGUAAGUCUUUUGAACGUCUCCUUGCUGCUCCCAUUUUAAUUUCCCUGGAUCUCCAUCUCAAAGUAUUAAUAUAUGCAAAUAACAACUUAAUUCCUAUGAAUUUUUACAAAAAUCAAGCGGGAGAAAAACCUAGAGUUCAAGUGUAGACUAGCGCUUAUGCUAAUGGAAACAUCUGCCUACCAUUAUGCCACCAGCAGCAGCCUGCACCUUGCAAGUCACAUUUGGAAGCUGCCAGGCUUCUGUGAAGGUCAGCAGCAUCUCCUCAAAGAAACAAACUCAAGUUUGCUCUGACUUGCCAUUUUCUCAGGUGUCUUUCUGAUCAGAGUACAAAUAAACACAAAAAAAAAAUCCUCAUAUGCUGGAAUAGGAAUCAUCCAAAGCACUGGAUUCCAUUUUAACAUUCCUAAAGGUAUUUAAGAUUCAAACACAACAUCAAUAAAGAAAUAACUGCAAGCUAACAUAAAGAAGACUUGUCUAUUAGCAAGGGCACAGAUUAUACUGAUGAUUAUACUGUGCACGUCAAUUACUUUUUCAGUAAACAUACUUACCAAAAGAAGUAGUUUCUAUCAGUGAGUUUGCACGUGCAUCUUGGUAAUCACACAGUUCAGUUAUCACACGCAUGAGUGAAGCUAAGUUUUAUUCAGAUGUUACAUAGGAUUUUAUACAUUUAUUAUUAUUUAUACAGCUGAAGAAAGCUUGCAUCAGCCCAUUUUUAAGUCUCGUUAUGGCAGUUCACUGGAAAUCUGCAUUUUAGGCUAAAAAGAAACGACAGCAAGUUGAGUUAACUCCGUGCACAGCUGGUGCUGAGGCACCAAGGUUGUGUCUGCUGCCCAUAGCUCAUGCCCCAGCCCCAAGCAGCUCAGAAGCA